Candidula unifasciata is the source of this 1551-nucleotide messenger RNA. The record is from the annotation of a GenBank genome assembly. Lineage: Eukaryota; Metazoa; Mollusca; Gastropoda; Stylommatophora; Geomitridae.
AUGAUAACCACGGCCAGACUAUCCACAUCUGUUAUGCCCGUUAAACUCACAAGUUUGCGGGGUAUGUUAAUGACGCCGGUAGUUUCCAGAAAUGGACUUCUUUUGUUUACCAAAUUUAUUGGUCCCGGGAACAGAAGAUGGUUCUCCUUCAUGAAGAUAUUUCACAAACUGAGGCUUUCCCAGGGACCUGACCCGGUGGAAUCACCUCGACUUACUCCUCAAAUGGUCACGUCGAUUUUAAGAAUGAACGAGAAGUCCACAAAUCAUGCCGGAGGAGUUGUGAAGGCAGUCCAGUGCAAUCAAUUACAAGCUAAUAAACCCAUUGAAGACCGCCAUGUUGAGGCUAAAAUCAGAAGCACAGAAAAGUUUCUGUUUGGGGUCUACGAUGGGCAUUCUGGAUGUGCCUGUGCCCAGGCUCUUAAAGACAGGCUGUUCCAGUACAUUGCCAUCUCCCUGGCGGACACUUACAGGUUGAACCAGCUGUAUCAUGGAGGUAUGGAGGUAGCUGAAGACCUGGUAGAAUUCCUGCCAACAUCCACCAAAGACGAAGUCAGUCCAGAUCUUGCAAGCAUACACUGGCAGAGCACAUUGCAGUUCAUACAAGACUCUAUGGAUAUGUAUAGCUUGGAUACUCGUGUGGAAGAAGCUUUGACAAAUGCAUUUUUGCGCUUGGACCAGGACAUAUCCACAGAAGCUAGCUUUCAUCCUGGGGAUGAAGGAUUGUCAGCCGAUCUUGUACACAUUGCAUUCUCUGGGGCUGUGGGCUGCGUGGCUUUUAUUGAUGGGCUGGACUUGUAUGUGGCAAAUGUUGGAGACAGCCAAGCAGUCAUCGGAAGUCACUCUUCCGAGUCGGAAAGUUGGCACGCUACCAGCGUCAGCAACAAGCACGAUGCAGAAAACUCAGCAGAAGUGAAGAGGUUAUUUUCACGGCAUCCAAACGAGUCUAGUAACAUUUUGAAAAACGGUAGGCUUUUUGGUGAGCUCAUGCCCCUGAGAGCUUUUGGUGAUGUCCGGUACAAAUGGACAAAGAGGGAUCUCAUACACCUCACAAAAAUUGCAAGUCAGAGUUCGGGUCCGUUUUUUGGUGGGUACAAGGACUUGAAGCUCCAGAACAACUACCUGACUCCGCCAUAUCUAGAUGCUCAGCCAGAGGUCAUCCAUUAUCGUCUUUCUCCAAGGGACAGGUUCCUUAUCAUAGCUUCAGAUGGAUUGUGGGACUCCGAGGGUAUGUCUGUGGAUAAAGUCGUCUCGCUUGUUGGACAUCAUACCGAAGGCCAGCAGGUUUUAACUCAUUUCCGCCCCCCUGAAGAUGCUUCUCUGGGUGCUAUCAAUGAAGCUUUGCGUAAGCGCAAACAAAACUUAGCCAAAAGAGCAUUGGAUGAAAAUGUGGCCACACAUUUAAUACGACAUGCCCUCGGUCAAGAACAUGGUCAACUGUCUGCUCAGUUGACUUUACCUGAGAAACUGGUACGCUACUAUCGUGAUGAUAUUACUAUUGUUGUAGUCUUCUUUGAUACAGAGUACAUAAUGGAUUACACUCGCAUACACUAG